GAAUUGUAUAGGCGGGUAUUUGAUGGUGUGUGUUACCCAAUGACUUUACCGACAACGGACGAUUUGUACUCAUGUUAUGAUAAACUAGCCGACAGUUCUAUAGAUUUAAAAGAGGUUGUGACUGUGAUUUUCUAAUUUUUUGUCUAUUAUUAGAGAGAAAAUGCCUACAAAACAGUACUUGUAGGUGUUAAAGGCGAUGAAAAUACAAAAAGAUUGUCAAGUCAGUUUAUAGCAAGAUUUAGCAAACUUUUCGAGAAUUUAUUGGAGGAAAGUUUCAAUUGUUUUCUGGAUUUAUGUGACGACGACGAUGUAAACGUUCGAAGUCAAGUGGUGCACGAUUUGUUACAGUUUUGUAAACAUGCACGGGUGUUCGUCCCACGUGUUGCUGAUGUUCUCGUUCAAAUGUACCAAACAGAUGAUAAGAAGGAGCUGAAUGUGAUUUCUUUGGCUUUAUCUCAACUACUUCAUUCGGAGCCGAAAGCAACCUUACUAGGGAUAUUCAAUCGACUUCUUUCAAUGAAUGCAGAAAAUUCUAGAGAAAAUACUCUCAAAUUUCUAUGUGAACGUUUAAAAAGUCUACCAGAUAAUGUGUUAACCAGUGAUCUGGAGUCUUUUGUGGUUGAACAAACUAAUCGGGUGCUACAUGAUGUUUCUGAGGAUGAGUUUCCAAUGUUAAUCUCCUUACUAUCAUCUCUGAAAUGUAUGUCUACACUGACUGGCAGGCAAAAACUAGUCGGCAUGAUUUCUCAACAAGCUUUGCAGGCCGUUCCUACAUUCAAUGCUAGUGAUCGGGCAUGUAUAGCUCAAGUUCGGGAGAGUUGUAGACAGGCUGCCUUAUGUGUAUCUAAAAACGUUAAUGCUCAUGACUUGUACAUAUACAUGUUGGAAAAAUUCCUACCACAAUUUGGUGACUUUGCUGAAGACACUUUCGACGAACGACUUAGCUUACUUCAAUUGACCGCAGAGCUACUGUUUUUCCCAAGUCCAGCACUUGCAUCCAUAAAGUCAGAGGAUAUAACGAAAUAUUUAAACUCUGCUUUUAAUGUACUAUCAAUGUUCUUACCUAACAUCCCUUCGGAAGAAACAGCUGACAACAUGAAACAGCCCUCUAUAGAAAAGCCAACGUUAAACCAGAUGGGUUUGAAGUUUUCGGAGUUAGAGGCAAGUUUGUUUUUAUGCUGCCAGCUUGGAUGUUAUUAUCCUCAAUAUUUUGGGGGGAAAGCGAACGAUAAUGAACCUGAGUUAUCUGUUAUUGAAGAUGGAGUCGAUAGAUUACGUACUGUUAGACCUCGUCUUCAGUACUUAAGUCAACUAGCACAAGAUUAUGCAACAACAAUAUCUGGUCAGUUGGAUAAGAAUUUACAGUCUGAAGAGAGCAAGCUUCGAAUCAUGGCUCACAGAGGGUAUUUAUGUUCUCGGUUUUAUUCAUAUUGGUGCUCAGAAUUUUAAAAAAUGUCUAAUUUAAUAGAUAACUUCAAUGCCAAUAAAAGUUACUCAAAUUUAUACUUAUAGCCCAAAUCACCAACUUCUAUUCGUAUUUUGAGCAGUGACCAGGUAUGUUAAAAAAUCAUGUGACGCGAUUGAUGGAACCCUUUAAGUUUUAUGGUGAUAUCUGUUAUGGCCUAUUUGUCAAGCACAGGUUUGUGUAUUUGUCUUCAAGACAAUUUUUACCAUAGAAAUCAUGAUAAUACCGCACUAGCUACUUUAACUACUAAGCCACAACAGGAGGUGGAGUCAAUAAAUGGAGACAAUAGAUAGAAUCUACAGAAAUACAAACGUAAUAUGCUGGGAAUAAUCUCAGCGUUAAAGCACUCGAUUUGAUCAGUAGCCAUUUUUAGUCAAGUUUUCAUUUUGUGCCAUCACCUUUAAAGGUUUGCUUUGCUAUCUACAGCUCAAUAGAUCAAAAAUUUUCUUCUAAUUAUUGAAAAGAGCCUAACUCAAUCGGUAUAUUUUUUCAAAACUGAACCUAUUGUAAAAAAACCUAUUUCAUACAGUAUAAUUUGA
Molecule: messenger RNA, 2004 nt
Organism: Schistosoma spindalis
Lineage: Eukaryota; Metazoa; Platyhelminthes; Trematoda; Strigeidida; Schistosomatidae
Source: the annotation of a GenBank genome assembly